Diaporthe batatas is the source of this 1653-nucleotide messenger RNA. RefSeq lists its product as uncharacterized. The transcript has a single exon. Gene Ontology annotation, molecular function: glycosaminoglycan binding; N-acetylglucosamine-6-sulfatase activity. Bases 1 to 1653 code for a protein of 550 amino acids. The record is from RefSeq and is a predicted model, not a curated record. NCBI's taxonomy places the organism in Eukaryota, Fungi, Ascomycota, Sordariomycetes, Diaporthales, Diaporthaceae.
AUGCUCCGUGGGCAGCAGGCACAUAAUACCAACAACACUAACGUCCAACUUCCGGGAGGAAGCUUCCAGAAGUUCCAAGCCUCGGGGGAGAAUGACAACAAUCUUCCGCACUACCUCAAGAAGGCCGGUUACAGGACCGAGUUUAUCGGCAAGAUCAUGAACGGAUAUGCGAUUUACAACUAUGAGACACCACCGGCCGGAUGGGACCGGUUUGACGGUAUGCUCGACCCAUGGAUGUACACUUAUAAUACCCCGGUCUUCUCCAUCGAUGGGGCCACGCCACGCUACUACGACGGUUCCUACCUCCAGGACGUCGUGCGAGCAAAGGCCGUGGAUAGAGUGGAGAAGCUUACAUCCAACGCGACCGGCGAGCCCUGGUUUCUUGUCGUCGCGCCUACGGCGCCGCACCAGACCUUCAACGACAGCGGGAAGUGGCCGCCGGUGCCGGCUGCUCGCCAUGCAAACCUCUUCCAGAACGUUUCUGCCCCGCGCACGCCCAACUUCAACCCGGCUACCAACGACAAGCCGUCGUGGGUGGGCAAGCUCCCGUUGAUGAACAGCAGCGUCAUCGAGCGCGUCGACGAGGUAGCCCGCGCCCGCGCUCAAACCCUGCAGUCUGUGGAUGAGAUGGUUGCUCACCUCAUUGAUGUGCUUGAGGAGAAGGGGGAGCUUGAUAACACCGUCAUCGUUUACAGUGCUGACCACGGCUACCACCUGGGCCAGCACCGCGUGCCGUGUGGGAAGACUCUCCCCUACAAGGAGGACACACACGUGCCCUUCUUUAUGCGUGGCCCUGGCGUCCCCGCUGGGUUGUCCACCGAUAUCCCGUCCAACCACAUCGACAUUGCCCCAACACUGCUCGAUUUCGCCGGCGUUGACGAGUCGGAGUGGCCAAGCUGGCUGGACGGCCGCAGUCUACUUCCGUAUUUCACAGCUGGCGUCUCGGGCGACACUUCUUCUAGCACGGAUGUGUCCACCGUCGAGACCGUCAAUGUCGAGUACUGGGGCAACGGUAUCAUCGAGAUAUCAAAUAUGGGCUACUCGGAAUCCGUGACCAACAACUCCUACAAGACAGCCCGCAUCAUCUCCAAGGACUACAGCUACAUGUACGCAGUCUGGUGCACCGGCGAGAGCGAGCUGUACGACACGGUGGCAGACCCAUACGAGCUGAACCCCAUCAAGGCCGACAGCUCCGCCGAGGCAGCUCGGCUGACGUCGCGGCUCAACGGCCUGAUGCUUCUGCUCAAGACCUGCAUCGGCGACUCUUGCCGGGCCCCGUGGUCGGUCCUCCACCCAGACGGGUCUGUCCGGUCCCUCUCUGAGGCCCUCGACCCCCGCUACGACCUCUACUACUCCUCACUGCCGAGUGUCCGCUUCGAGAUCUGCGCCGCGCAAUACAACCUGGCCAACGAGGCGCCGUUCUUCAGCUCCAACUACUCCACAUCCCUCGGUGAACUGACGACCCCUCACCAGGACCCGGAGGACUACGGUGUCGGCUCCACGCCGCACCCGGGAGAUACCAUCGGUUGGAACGGGACAUUGUUUGGUGCCGUGUAUGAGCCAUUGGAGGUCAUGGAGGCGAGGGCGAGGGAUCUAACGGCGGAUGAGCUUGAUUGGCAGAAGGCGAAGACCAGGUUUAGGUAUAUGUCGUAA